Messenger RNA from Oryctolagus cuniculus (rabbit), 3103 nucleotides. RefSeq names its product glutamine amidotransferase class 1 domain containing 1 (gene GATD1). Lineage: Eukaryota; Metazoa; Chordata; Mammalia; Lagomorpha; Leporidae. The record is from RefSeq and is a predicted model, not a curated record. Gene Ontology annotation, molecular function: glyoxalase III activity. Gene Ontology annotation, cellular component: cytoplasm.
CGGCCCCGCCCCGAGCUCGCAUCCUCCCGGGAGCGCGCGCCCGAGCGCCCCGCCCCUCGGCGCAUGCGCACGCACGCCCCCGCCGCCAUGGCUGCCGAGAGGCUCCCGAGCCGGCCCGCCUGUCUUCUGGUGGCCAGCGGAGCCGCGGAAGGUGUGUCCGCCCAGUCCUUCCUCCACUGCUUCUCGCUGGCCAGCGCCGCCUUCAACCUGCAGGUGGCCACGCCCGGGGGGAAGGCCGUGGACUUCGUGGAUGUGACCGAGAGCAACGCGCGCUGGGUGCAGGACUUCCGCCUCAAGGCCUACGCCAGCCCUGCCAAACUCGAGUCCAUCGACGGCGCCAGGUACCACGCCCUGCUGAUCCCCAGCUGUCCCGGGGCCCUGGCCGACCUGGCCAGCAGCGGGUCCCUGGCCCGCGUCCUACGGCAUUUCCACUCUGAGAGCAAGCCCAUCUGUGCCGUGGGCCACGGUGUCGCCGCCCUGUGCUGUGCCACCAACGAGGACAGAUCCUGGGUGUUCCGGGGCUACAGCCUGACGGGGCCCCCCGUGUGCGAGCUGGUCCGGGCGCCUGGCUUCGCCCGCCUGCCGCUCAUCGUGGAGGACUUCGUGAAGGACGCGGGCGCCAACUUCAGCGCCAGCGAGCCAGGCGCCGUGCACGUCGUGCUGGACCGCCACCUGGUCACCGGCCAGAACGCCAGCUCCACCGUCCCCGCCGUGCAGAACCUGCUCUUCCUCUGCAGCCGGAAGUGAGCCGGGAGGCCACCUCGUCCUGGAGCCCCCCCCCCCCCCGGGUGCUGGGCGCAGGCUCCUCCCGCCCUGGCCACUGGGGGAGCCUGGGGAGGGGACGCUCGGACCGGAGGUGAGCAGGGCUGUUUUGGAGCUGCAGCCCGGCGCCUGGCUGGUGCCCCCCUGAACCCUGGCCUGGCCUGUGGCCUCAGAUGUCAGAGGCGGGGGGCCCGGAGCUGGUGCCGUGGGGUUCCCUGCCCGAGCCCUCCGCCCUCCGCCCUCCUGCUGGGGUGUGGCCUGGCUGCAGCCUCCCUGCCUCUGCCCCAGGCAGCUGUCCAGUGUGGGGGUCCCAGCCCACCCAGUGCCCACGGCCUCCCUGGCCCCUCCACGGGUGCUGGUGGGCGCGCAGACGUGGGGGGGACGCAGAGAAGCAAACCGAGAACAGCGUCCCUCCACCUUGACGCCCGAGGUCCGGGCUGGCUCGGCGGUGCCCAGCUGGGGGCCUCCUGGUCCCUGUGAGCUCGGGGACUUGGGGCACAUGUGGUGUAGUGGUGGGCGCCUGGGGGAGGAGCCCCCCAGGCACAGGAGCCCAACAGGAGUCCCAGGGUGGCCCAGAGGAGGAAGCGCAGGAAGUGUGCCUCAGGAGGGCCUGUGUAGGGGGCAGGGACAGGGCAGGACUGCACUGCCCCCCAGGGGAGGGGAGGCCCCAGCGUCAGGGCCCCCCAGGGAGUUGAGUGCAGGGAAGGGCUGCCCACAGGGCCUGGCCUCCGUCCUGGGAGACCUGCAGGACAGCCCACUGGUCAGCUCCCAGGGAGGGGGCUCGGCUGCUGAGGGAGGGACCCAGCGCGGGGUGUGGGAUGAUGAGGCUCUGCUCAGCCCUGCUGUCCCCACAAGGUGGCGCCACUGGGCUGCACAGGAGCCUGAGCCUGGCCUGGCCCCGGAGGUCAGCAAUGACUGCUCCCUGCACCCCGAGCUGGGACGCAGGGCAGGACCCCAGGACCCCGGCACCAAAGCCCACCCCUCCCAGCCCCACCAGUGCAGCUCUGAGGCCGACCCUGACUGGGGUCAGCCGGGAAGGGAUGUGACGGGCGGUGGCUGGGCAGGGAGGAGACCACAGAACAGUGAGGAAAGUGACUGCUUCAAUGCGUUAGGCAGAAUUUACAUAAAAUCAGAAACCUGUGUCCAUCCCCGCUCCAAUUCUACAAAACGAUUCGUCAAGCCAGGCGUCCGCCCGUCCUGGAGGGCGCGGUCGGGUCCCGCCUGGGGUCUCACUUGCCGUUCUCCGAGCCGUUCUCCGAGCUGAACAUGCGCUCCUGCGGUGGAGCGCGGGGUGAGCGGGCCCCCAGCACGGGUGUCUGGCGCGGGGCAGCCCCCCAGCGCUGGUCUCCCCCGGGCACUCACCGUCAGCACGCGCUCCAGCUUCACGGCGUCGGCGGCGAACUUGCGGAUCCCGUCCGAGAGCUUCUCCACGGCCAUCUGGUCCUCGUUGUGCAGCCAGCGGAAGGCCGCCUCGUCCAGGUGCACCUGCUCCAGGUCGCUGGCCUGGGCUGCGGGACGCACACGCACCAGGGCCCUGCAGGCCUGCCCCGGCCCACGCCCCGCCGCCCCCCGCCCGCCCGCCCCCGGCACGCCGGCCUCACCCGCCUUGGCCGAGAGCACGGGCGCCAGUUUGGUGCUGUCCCUCUGCAGCUCCCCCAGCAGCUUGGGCGAGAUGGUGAGGAAGUCAGCAGCCGGCCAGCGCCUUGAUCUCGCCCGUGUUGCGGAAGGAGGCGCCCAUGACGAUGGUCUUGUAGCCGAACUUCUUGUAGUAGUUGUAGAUCUUGGUGACACUCCGCACCCCUGCAGGGGCCGGGCACAGGUCAGCCCGCUCGCUGGGUCAGCCUACCCCACCCUGCAGCCCGCGCCCGCGGCCUCACCAGGGUCCUCGAGGGGCUCGUAGGCCUUCUUCUCCGUGUUGGCCACGUGCCAGUCCAGGAUGCGCCCCACGAAGGGGGAGAUGAGCGUCACGCCCGCCUCGGCGCAGGCCACGGCCUGGGCGAAGGAGAAGAGCAGCGUCAUGUUGCAGUGGACGCCGUGCUGCUGCUCCAGCUCCCUGCGGGCGGGGACACGGCCUCUGAGAGGAGCCCCCCCAGCAGCCCGCCGCAGGGCAGGUGCCGCAGCCUGCACGUCCACACCCCGACCUGCGCACUGCGCGGGGAGGCAGGUGGGGCCGUGCCUCGUUCACGUGGCCCGGCCACAACAGGCAGACCCGCCAGGGUCCCGCACAGGGCCUGUCCUGGCUACAGCUGCGCCACCCCAGGGACUCCAGCCGCUAGCUCCUGUCCCUUCUGCGCCGAGCAUCCACGUGUACACGUUCACUCUAAUAAUUUAUCUUAAAAGA